CAUUUGACUGUGAAAUCAGCUCAAUUUGCUUGCUUUGUUCUUCUGGACUCUGGUUUCUGGACUCUGGUCUCUGCCGUCUGCUCUCUGGACUCUGCUCUCUGCUCUCUCUCCUCUCUGCUUCUGCUCUCUCCGCUCUUCGAUUAUAAAUCGCACUAACCCUCGCAUUCAUCAAGUCCUCAAUUCACUCUACAAUCCGUUCCAACCAUCCACUCCAAAGCCCACCCACCACAAAACCCACUCCAAACCCCACCAACCACCACCACCACAAUGGCCACCAACAUGUCCACCAUCGCUGCUCUGCUCGCUUCCAGCUCGUACAGGAAGCAGACCGGUGUGCGUGACAACACGCUGGGCGAUGCGCAGCUGUCGACGCUCUGCCCGCUUGACAACGGGCGGCACAUGGACGCUCCCGCCCGCUACUUCGCCGGCCAGCUUGACGAGCUCCCACUGGAGAUGCUCACCAAGCUCUUGCAGUACCUGGACAUCCCGUCGCUGACCACGUUCCGCCGCGUCAAUCGCCGCGCCAUGGACGUGGUCGACUCGAUCCCCAAGUACGCCGCCAUCAUCAAGCAAUGCCCGGACAUCAUCCGCGCCAGCCUCAGCAUCAAGGCGGACUCGUUCAGCCUGAACAGGCUGUACGCCACCCUCUCCACCACCAACUGCACCUCCUGCGGGCGCUUUGGCGACCACCUCUACCUCCUCGACUGCGACCGCGUCUGCUACAGGUGCUUCACGCGCGAGCCGCAAUUCCUUCCCGUUCCAGAAACCAGCGCAGAGCGGUUCCAGCCUCCUCCCACCGGCAUCACCCCGAUGCAGCUCCCCUGUCCCCUCGCCAAGACCCAGCGCCGGCGUGUGGCGAACGCCCCAAGCAUCAUUAGCCUGCCCGGCCUGUACUGCACCUCCCACGCCCAUGAAUCGGGAAGUCGGAUCGAGCGCCGCAUUCAACUCUACACCCCCGGCCCAGUGGUCCACAGAUCGACUCCUGUGGUUCCACGAUUGGACAAGACCACUAAGGAGCCCUUCCGCUUCAUGGCCAUCGUCCCGGCCCCGCAUCUGCGCAACAAUGGCCGCCAGGCCGACUGGGGAUACUUCUGCCUUGGCUGCAAGUAUGAGGAGGGGGAGAAAGCGAACCAUUUCCGGGUCAAGUAUACACCUGAAGAGUUGUUGAAGCAUGUGGCUAAGUAUGGACCUGUGAAGGAGUCGCCAAAGCUGGGCGGCAGGCACAUGCAUGUCAAAGAGUGAUAGAGAGGUCAAUGUUCUUAGUUCUUCUUCACCCCAUACUCUGUAGUCAACCUUGAUCUAGUUGGAAUCAUACACUCUGCCACCUCCAAUAAAGGCGUUUCUCG
Molecule: messenger RNA, 1346 nt
Organism: Ilyonectria robusta
Lineage: Eukaryota; Fungi; Ascomycota; Sordariomycetes; Hypocreales; Nectriaceae
Exons: 1
Coding region: 268-1242 (324 amino acids)
Molecular function (GO): protein binding
Source: RefSeq, a predicted model, not a curated record